AUGGUCCAGAAACCGGGAGACCCAGCCGACCCAGCUGCCCUAGAUGACCCAACCACCCCUGCCACCUCUGCUGCCCCCACCGCCCCAAAGGACCCUGCUGCCCCAGCCGCCCCAGCCGCCCCACCUGUGGAGGCUAAAGAGCCGGAAGAGCCUACACAGACAACUGAAGAGCUGGCAUUUUAUGCCCCGAAUUACAUAUAUCUGACCAUUCUGGGCAUAAUUCUUUUCCUUCCCCUGGGAUUACUAGCUCUAUACUUCAGUCACCAGACCUUGAAGGCUAACAAGAGCAGCGAUUGGGAAGAAGCUUACAUCAACUCAGGCCGAACUGGUUGGGUGGCUGUAUUCGCCAUACUCAUCGGUUUAGGCAUCAUUUAUUACUAUGCUCUAUUUGCAUAA
Artibeus jamaicensis (Jamaican fruit-eating bat) is the source of this 396-nucleotide messenger RNA. RefSeq names its product PMIS2 transmembrane protein (gene PMIS2). The transcript has 2 exons. The record is from RefSeq and is a predicted model, not a curated record. Bases 1 to 396 code for a protein of 131 amino acids. Gene Ontology annotation, cellular component: membrane; intracellular membrane-bounded organelle. NCBI's taxonomy places the organism in Eukaryota, Metazoa, Chordata, Mammalia, Chiroptera, Phyllostomidae.